Molecule: messenger RNA, 8150 nt
Organism: Ostrinia nubilalis (European corn borer)
Lineage: Eukaryota; Metazoa; Arthropoda; Insecta; Lepidoptera; Crambidae
Gene: Lrch
Product: leucine-rich repeat and calponin homology domain-containing protein
Exons: 13
Coding region: 141-2375 (744 amino acids)
Molecular function (GO): protein binding
Source: RefSeq, a predicted model, not a curated record
CACAUAUUGCCUACAACAUAAGCCACAGACAACUUUCAUUUAUCCGUGGAACGUGAAGUUAGCAGCAUUCCAGUCAGCCAAUGAAAUGGUUCUGUUUAUUCAUAGACAAAAAAGUCAGUUUCGUUUUGACCUGAUGGAAUAUGGCCGUGUUGGGGCCGUGCGUGAGUGUAAAUAUGAAUGGGCACAAUAAUAUUCACAGUCAGUUAACAAAAUCGUUAGAAAGAAUUUUAGAAGAUGCUUAUUUGAGUGGUGAAUUAAAAUUAAGUGGACGUAAGUUGCGAGACUUCCCGAAACCAGUGAAAUAUGACUUGAGUGACACAGUUGUGGCUGAUUUAUCGAAGAAUCGAUUCAGUGAAGUGCCCGAUGAAGUGACUACUUAUGUGUAUUUAGAAAAGUUGUUGUUAUCGCAAAAUAUCAUCAGAAGUGUUCCCGGGACAGUCGGAGGAUUGCAGUCGCUAACUUAUUUAGAUCUCAGUUCAAAUCAGCUCACCGAGCUGCCCAGAGAAGUAUGUCAGAUGCCGCUUCAGGUGCUCUUAGUUCCCGACAACUUGCUGUCCACACUGCCGAAGGAGAUCGGCAAGAUGACGUCACUGGCCGAGCUGGAUGCCUCCAACAACAGGCUGACGCAAGUCCCGAUGGCUCUGGGGGACUGCUCUGGACUGAGGGCUUUAGAUUUGAGCCACAAUCAGUUAGGACUUUUACCUUUACAAAUUACAUACCUUAGGUUGGAACACUUGGACGUCAGCUGUAAUUGCAUAUCCUCACUGCCGCUGGAGCUGCGGAAUAUGAACACACUCGUCACGUUGAAUCUGGACAACAAUCCUCUAGUCUCCCCGCCUACUACGAUUUGCAUGCGCGGGCGCGUGCACAUCUUCAAAUACCUAGAGAAUAUGGCAAACAAAGAUAACUUACCGGCACACAAAAGAAUCGAAGAGACCCGAAGAACGGCCAAACACAGUUCGUACAUAAACAACUCGCCGAAUCAGUCGGCGAACCAUCAGAUUACAUCGGGAAACGCUACCAUUGACUGCUUGAGGCACAAGCCGAGGCAUGUGGUGGAUAGUGGAUACAGUACGGACGGUGUGGACAAGAGGUGGUCAAAUGAUGGAGGCGGCGAAGCGGGGGGCGGGGGCUCCGGCCGGUCGACGCCAUCGACACCGUCAACCCUGUCUCCAGGAGCAGCGCUGUCGCGGGCUCAGUCUCUGUCGAGUGAGACGCCGCUAGCGCCGCUCACUCCUCUGCUAUCGGGCCUACGUAUUUCGCCCGAUGGGAACCUUUCCAAUGGCGACGAUAAGAGUAAAGUAGCCCAUCAACAAACAUACAGACAAUACAAAGAAGCCCUAAGACAGCAGCGCCAGCAAGACGUCUACCGACCCAGAACGGACCAGCCUUCGCCAGAACUGGACUCCUCCCCCCAAUCCCUAAACCAGAGUCCAGUCCACGCGAAGUCCUCACCCCACUCACCAGUCAACGGCUACAGUAACGUAUCCCCUAGUUUCUACACCCGAUCCAUAUCUUCCAACGCUAGCAUUUCUACCUCAUCCCCUAACUCUUCCCAAGUGCCAAACUCCCCCCUCCUCCAUUCCACCCCCAGACGAUUCCAGAGUCAGAACGGGAAUAAUGAGAAAGAGGAAAACAAACGACCAGUGCAGAAAGUUGUGCCAUCUCGGAAUGUCAACAAAAUGUAUUCGAGCGUCAAUGGGAACGUAGACUACAACCGAGUGAACGGUCAAACCGAAGUGUACAUUAAACCCACGUCUCCUACAAAAUCUCCGACUAGUACACUAGGGUACAAUAGCAUAGGGAAGUCUAGUAUACCGCGAGUGAAUGGGGACAGCGCUCGACUGUUGACCACAAGCGUGUCGUACUUGAAAGGUGCUCCGAAGCCGGCGGGCAAGAUGGCGUGGAAUAAAGAGGCGGCGGCGGAUAAACUCAGCUUCACCAUGAAGAGGGAGUUCGAUAAGCAAAAGGAAGAGGAAGAAUUACUGCAGCAGUUGAGGACGAUAAUAGAAACUCGAUUGAAGAUGUCACUCCCAGAACAGUUGGCGCCGGUUCUCUGCGACGGCGUGGUACUGUGUCAUCUCGCCAACCACGUUCGACCUCGCGCCGUCGCCUCCGUUCAUGUACCCUCGCCUGCGCAGCCCAAACUCACAAUGGCAAGGUGUCGAAGAAACGUGGACAACUUCUUGGAAGCGUGUCGAAAAAUUGGAGUUGAAGAGAAACUAAUGUGCUGCGCGGCCGACGUUCUCGAGGGCAAAGGCACAGUUCAAGUGGCCAUUACAGUAACCGAGCUACUUCGGCGACACAACAGCCUACGAGGCUCCCCGCACCCCGCACCGCCCGCCGCGUCCGCGCCUUCCGCCGCCGCCACCUAGCGCCCGAUGCUUGCGCUCGCGCCGCAAUCCACUCUGUCGCUCUAGUGUACGUGAAGUGAUAGUGAAGAGGUAAUUGAGACGAUUUGUUCUAGGUGUACCAAAAGUUAAAUAAGUGUGUGAAGGAAAUACUGUCGCGUUACCGGAUACCUUAAUGUGGCAAAAUGUCUUUCCUCAAACGUCAUCUAGCGCCCGAUGCUUGCGCUCGCGCCGCAAUCCACUCUGUCGCUCUAGUGUACGUGAAGUGAUAGUGAAGAGGUAUUUGAGACGAUUCGUUAUAGGUGUACCAAAAGUUAAAUAAGUGUAUCCGGAAGUGAAACGAGACUUGUAAUAUUGAUAAUGUUAGCCGGGCAUUCUGAUACUGCCACCUGUUUAGCACAGUUAAAAGAGUCUUCUCUCCACCACCAUCAUCUAUCGCCCGAUUCUUACGAUUGUGCUGCAAUCAACUCUGUCGCUCUAGUGUACGUGAAGAGGUAUUUGAGACGAUUUGUUCUAGGUGUACCAAAAGUUAAAUAAGUGUAUCGGAAAGUGAAGCUAGACUUGUAAUGCUGUUACUAAUUAUUAUGAUAGGGCACGAUACUGUCAACUAAUCUGAGGUUUCGCUCGGUUGUAAGAGUUCUUCUACCCUCACCACAGUCAAGUGGCCAUCACAGUGACGGAGCUCCUUCGACGUCACAACAGUCUACGAGGCUCCCCGCACCCCGCGCCGCCCGCCGCGUCCGCGCCUUCCGCCGCCGCCACCUAGCGUCCGAUGCUUGCGCUCGCGCCGCAAUCCACUCUGUCGCUCUAGUGUACGUGAAGUGAUAGUGAAGAGGUAUUCGGACGAUGAGGUAUUUGAGACGAUUUGUUCUAGGUGUACCAAAAGUUAAAUAAGUGUAUCGGAAAGUGAAGCUAGACUUGUAAUGCUGUUACUAAUUAUGAUAGGGCACGAUACUGUCAACUAAUCUGAGGUUCCGCUCCGUUGAAAGAGUUGUUCUACCCCCUACCACCGUCAAGUGGCCAUCACAGUAACCGAGCUCCUUCGGCGACACAACAGCUUGCGAGGCUCCCCGCACCCCGCGCCGCCCGCCGCGUCCGCGCCUUCCGCCGCCGCCACCUAGCGCCCGAUGCUUGCGCUUGCGCCUCAAUCCACUCUGUCGCUCUAGUGUACGUGAAGUGAUAGUGACGAGGUAUUUGAGACGAUUUGUUCUAGGUGUACCAAAAGUUAAAUAAGUGUAUGAAGGAAAUACUGUCGCGUUACCAGAUACCUUAAUGUGGCAAAGUGUCUUUCCUCAAACGUCAUCUAGCGCUCUAACCUUGCGCUCGCGCCGCAAUCCACUCUGUCGCUCUAGUGUACGUGACAAGGUAUUUGAGACGACGUACUUGAAGUGAACAUGUGUAUGAGACGAUUUGUUCUAGGUGUACCAAAAGUUAAAUAAGUGUAUCCGAAUGUGAAGCUAUUAAUACUAAUAUAGCAAGGUUUCUCCCUAUGACGUCAUCUAGUGUCCGAUGCUUGCGCUCGCGCCGCAAUCCACUCUGUCGCUCUAGUGUACAAGUGAAGAGGUAUUUGAGACGAUUUGUUCUAGGUGUACCAAAAGUUAAAUAAGUGUAUCCGAAAGUGAAGCGGGAUACUGUCUUGUCGCGUUACUGGGUAGUUUACCUUAGUGUAGCAAGGUUUUUAUAUCCGAUGUCGUCACCUAGCGCCCGAUGCUUGCGCUCGCGCCGCAAUCCACUCUGUCGCUCUAGUGAACGUGAAGUGAUAGCGAAGAGGUAUUCGGACGAUGAGGUAUUUGAGACGAUUUGUUCUAGGUGUACCAAAAGUUAAAUAAGUGUGUGAAGGAAAUACUGUCGCGUUACCAGAUACCUUAAUGUGGCAAAGUGUCUUUCCUCAAACGUCAUCUAGCGCUCUAACCUUGCGCUCGCGCCGCAAUCCACUCUGUCGCUCUAGUGUACAUGACAAGGUAUUUGAGACGACGUACGUAAAGUGACCAUGUGUAUGAGACGAUUCGUUCUAGGUGUACCAAAAGUUAAAUAAGUGUCUGAAUGUGAAGCUAUUACUACUAAUAUAGCAAGGUUUCUCCCUAUGACGUCAUCUAGUGUCCGAUGCUUGCGCUCGCGCCGCAAUCCACUCUGUCGCUCUAGUGUCCGUGAAGUGAUAGUGAAGAGGUAUUUGAGACGAUUUGUUCUAGGUGUACCAAAAGUUAUGGAUAAGUGAAUAAGUGUAUCGAACAAUUUGGUUAACGAUAUGAUCGGGCACUGUCGAUACUACCACUGGCGCCAACUAGUGGCCAAACCUUGCACUGGCGCUGUAAUCCACUUCAUCUCUCUAUAUAGUAUACGUAAAAAGGUAUUUGAGACGAUUUGAAGUGUGAUCGUCCGUAAAGCGAGGUAUUAUCGCAUUACCGGAUAGUUUACCCUAAUGGGUUUAGGUUUAGUCACCUAGUGCCCGAAAAAUGUAGCAAGGAUUCGCGUGGCUGUAAAUAUUUUUUUGAAACCUAAUAGACAUAAAAGUAAUUUAUUUUCUGCGAGAUACCUUUAAAAAGCGCUUAGACACAGUCUAAAAUUAUUAUUACAGUCGUACUAGCACCCUCGUUCAUAAUUUUACACUCCGAAAUCGAGGAGACAAUGGAAACGAAAAUAAACUAUAUCCAAACUGCCACAUAGUGUGCUCUGUGAGUGCUAGUUUCUAUAUUUCGAGUGAAGGUGCACGCCCACCGAUCUGUGGCCAAGUAAGCGAACGAUUUUGAGAAAUUGAUACCAGUUGGCGGCUAAGUAAUUUUAGUCCCAAAUGUGCGGUAUCAAAGUUAAAUGUCAUUUAUUACUAGGAAAUUCGACCCUACAUUAGAACUGCUUGUAGAGAGAGUGACGUCACUUCGAAUUAGAUCAAGUCAAGCAAAUUACAAAAAAAAAACCAUUUGUAAAGUUAUAUAACUUUCCACUGCUUGAUCUCACUUGAGGUGAUAAAACAUCACUAAAUAGUGUUGUACUCUGAUUGGUCUGAGAAUGAAUCAAUUACAUAAACUUUUUACGACUUUUACCCAUCUAGGAAUCUAAUAAAAUAAGUAUUUGCCAAUUCUAAUAAUAUUACAUGGGGAAUGUUGUUUAUUAUGGCAAUACCAAAGCCUACAGGCAACAAAUGUGAUUAUAUUUUUUAACCUUUUCAAGGAGAUGCUUCUGUGUACGUCUUCCCCAUGUAAUUUCCUCGUUUGAAUUCCUAUAUCUAUGUAGACAAUCCUAAGAACAUAAUUUUAAUGGUUCUAGACUAAAUAACGGAAUGAAUUUAAAUGUAAGAUAUUAAAGCAAUAGCCUAUAUUGUAAGCUAUACUACCUUGACCAUUAUAGUGUAUUCUAACGUGUUUGAUACUUGACGUGUGUGCUUACUUGACUUUGACUUAGACUUUGAAUUUUUGUAGAAUAAUAUCGCUAUUAAUUAGCGCAUGAGCACGGUGCACGCUCUUAUGUCCAUUGCAGACAUUGGUUACAUUGUUUAACCUAAAAGACAGUAAAAAAAAGCCAUAUUAAACAUUGGAAAUUGAGUGGACCAUGUUCCUUACAUUUUUGGAUGAGACGCAGAUAUUUCUCCAGUUUGUUGACACAUAAUGUCGUCACAAGACAUGAAUAGAGUCAAAUUAUGGUGUAAGGAUGGUGUUUGUCACCAUUAAGCUCGUAGUCACAACCACUUAAGGUGCUUCUGAUCUUCUGCACAACAAUCACGAAUUUACUAGGGAAUUUUCGACCUGUCAUUUACACAUGUUAUGUAUGUAGGCACGUUUAGCGCAAUUUGUUGAAUAGUGAAGUGCCUCAUCCGAUGUACAGUCGGAUUCAACAAAGAUAGACAGAUUUAUAAAAGGUUUUUUUUGUCGUAUCAGUAAGCAAACUUUUCUUGAAGUGAUAUUUUUGACAUAAUCUAAGUUAAUGAAAUACCAAAUCACACUGAAUCCGACUGUACGUAAUGUCCAAAGUAGUCAAUGAAGUGUCUUAGUAAGAUAGCUUUUGUCAUUAUAGUAACGAAUUUGAACUGACGUCUAUGAAUUGAGGCAGAAUGCCUCUUCUACGUCAUAAGUUUUUAUACAUUUACUAUAAGAGUAUCUUCAUGAUAAUUCAUUCUUUGUGUCAUUAAAAUGAGUUAAAUGGCUUAAAAACUUUUUUACUUGUUAAAUGCCCAUGAUCUAUUUGAGUGAGUGUUGAAACUUUUGAUGAAAAGAACAUUUUCUUUUUAAAAGUUAAUCUUCACCCAAUGUAAUUUUGGCAUAGCAUUAAUUUUCUUGAUGAUUUGUAUAUGCCUUACUAAGGUAUGAAAAAUAUUGUUAUUCUACUUUAAAUUUUGUCUAUAACCAAUAAGGUAAAUAAGUGACAAAUUAUUUAAAAAAAGUACUUGUCGUAUCUUGUGUAGAUUUUUUCUGCUUUUAAGAUAUGUCAGUAGUGUGAUUUUUUAUAAAGUAUCAAUUAUUAUUACGCCAAGUCUGCAAAGUCAUUAGUAGAAGAACCAAUGGAUUUAACUGAAUGUGAUUAUUGUACCAUAAUUUUGGCUGUGCAAUCCUGUAGAAAAUUCGCAAUGGUUCAAAAUGUAGUAUAAAUAAUAGUGAACCUUGAUUAGUCACUUUUAGAUUAUUUUCUAUUCUAUUGAUCAAAUAAAUAUAGGUUAAAAAUCCGUUUAAAAUGUACGGUCAAAUAGGUACCUACAUACUCGUAUUUGUUUCAGUAAAAAGAUUUUUUAAAAGAUGAUAAAAUUUUUUGGUUGUGUUUAUUUUUCACAUGUUAAUAAUAAUAGUGAACUUUUUCACUUACUCGACGGCAUAGAAUACUUAAUAAGUUAUUUGAUAAAAUGAUUUUCUUCUUUUCAAUUUGUAAUAUCAAUGAAAGUAUAAUGAUUUUUCUAUCUCAAACUUUGUAAAUAUUGAUGAUUAUAAUACUGUACGUAAAUGUAAACAUAUCCUGUCCUUUACCACCGAUUUGCGGACAUUAUGUAAUACUAUAAUACUCAUAUAAUGUAUUUUAGGAUAUUUUUUUCUUGUCACAUUAAUGUAGUCAAUUCUAAGUUAGGGUCACAAUACUUGUGUAAAAUAAAAGGUAAGUCAAAGUUUUGUGUUUUUAUGAUUAAGAUAAAAUAUUGUAAUUAAUUAAAGGAAAGCUUUAUGAUUUUUAUUUGCUAAUACAUUAUGAUUUGUUAUUGAAUGAAACUUGAUGCGAACAAAAAAUGGCAUUACUUUAUAGAUAUUUAAAAUUAUGUGUCAAUAUAUUGCAAUGUAAAAUAGGUAUUCUUAAUAAACAAAUGUAUCCCACAUAUUUUUUGUAAUAUUCAAUGUAAUUAAUUUUGAACAAAUAAGAUGUAAUUUUCUUUGUUUUGUGUUACCACAAGGUAUAAAUGUAGGAUAUAAAAUUAUUAUAUUUGUAUGCAUUUUGUAGUCGUUAUCUAUAUCGUAUUUAAUGUAUCUAUCAACCUAUAAAUUGGCUUCUACACAUUGUCGGUAUUUUAACAUCAGUUUAUUCAAAAUUGAACUUGCAAUGGUCCUGUCAAUAUAAGAAAAUAUGUUAUUUUUCUGAGACUAAAACAUCGUCUAUGUAUAGAAGCUAUGAAGGAAUGUGUAUAAUAUAAGUUUAAGUAUAAAAGAACUGAAUGUCGGAAUCGAGUCUUUGUCCUAUUCAAAGAUAAUGUGCCAAAGACUAUGGUUGAGGGAUUUUCUUUUUAAAACACUGUGUAUUGCACUGGUCUCUUAGAAGUAAGUAUUAUUUGGCAAAACCGUAUCCUACACACGUGUUUAUAUGUAGAUAAAAUAAAACAUAUACAUUUUCAAAAUA